UAAAUGAAAUGGUAGUUACAUCCACACAAGGGGUAGAAGAAGAUAUCAGGGCCAGUUGCUGUAACUAAAGUGAAGAAGAAGCGCAGCAUUGUGAGCGGAUAGUGGUUGUCCGUGGGUGGCUGAAAAUUAACACGAAAUAGACUUUGAAGACACACUAGUUUCUAAAUUCAGUGGAUGCUGAAUCCAGGCUAUCCAGGUUCAAGUUAAGGAAUUUGAUCUCUUAAGUGAACAAACCAAACCUGUUCAAGCAUUUGAGACACACGAAGAUACAAACCGGUGUACUUGGGAUCUAAUCAUGUCUCGCCGAAGGAGUCGCAGCCCAUCACCAGGGCGCUAUUCGCGCUCCUGCAGCAGUAAUGAUCCUAGAGAUUUGGAGAGGAGGAUUUUUGUUGGGAAUUUGCCGACCUCCGACAUGGAAAAGAAGGAUUUGGAAGACCUCUUCAGCCCAUACGGGAAGGUAGUCGGCGUAUCCAUGUUUCGUGGGUUCGGAUUUGUACAAUUUGAACGCAUUGAGGAAGCCGAAGCUGCAAAGGCGGCCCAAAAAGGUCGAAUAUAUAAAGGUUAUAAAAUAGAUGUAAAUAUGGCAGUGGAGCGACGGCAAGCUAAACCUCAAUCCCAGCAGAGCCCUCCACGAAGGGCCCCGUACAGCACCUACGGGGACAGCAAAGAGCCCCGACCUCGGUCUCGCUCACCUGUUUAUGGGCGUGAUGGACGUGAGCCUCGGGACAGCCGUGAUGGGAGGGACUCCCGGGAGCCUCGACCAGGUGGCCACUCUCGUGACCCUGAUUACCGGUACCGUAGCUCAGAGAGCAGAGACAAGGACAUCAGAGGUGACCCACGGGAUUCUGCUUACAGAAGCGAGUAUGACAGAUACUACCGUAGUGGCAGUGGUGCAGAAGAUUAUUACAGGAGGAAGGACGAGGCCUACAGGGAUGCUUAUGGAGAUCCCUGGAAUGGACGUCGUGAGCCAGAAGAGGAGCGUCUACGACCAGAAGAACGCCGGCGUAAUGAACUGUAUCGCCAGUACUAUGAAGAACUUCAGCGACGUCAUGACGCUGACCGUCCUGUCGACUGCUCUGUAAUUGUUGUCAACAAAGCCCAAAAUAGGGAGUAUGCUGAGACGGUUGGGCGGAAGGUCCGUGACUUGGGAAUGGUGGUGGAUUUGAUCUUCCUCAACACAGAAGUGUCUCUAACUCAAGCACUGGAGGAUGUAGGCCGAGCUCGUACUCCUUUUGCCAUCAUCAUAACCCAACAACACCAGGUGCAUCGGUCCUGCACUGUCAAUAUCCUGUUUGGCACACCUCAAGAGCAUCGAAACAUGCCCAUGCAGGACGCCAUGAUGCUGGUUGCCCACAACUAUGACACCUACAAAAUCGAAAACCGUGAAAAAGAACGUGAGGAGAUAGCCAGAAAGGCUGCGAAGAUGGCAGACGAUGUGUUACUCAGAGAGCCUGACCGAGAGAGCCACCCAGUCUCCUUACUUACUAGCAUCACACUAUUGGCUGAAAAUAGAUUUGUGACUCCAGACGAGUUGGACAGUCUGAUUGCAUACCUGAAGGACAAAAGAGCUCGGCUGGUACGAAGCACAGCAGAUCCCCUUGCAGCUCCAGUCCAUGUUGGGCCUCCUCCAGCAGUACAUCAUGAAGUUCCCUCUUCAGCUGCAGCACUCCCUCCUUCAUCUACUCACACACCCCCACAGUCAGGUCAUCUCAGUCUGUCAGCGGGUUCAAGCACCUCGGCUAAUCCGAGUCACCAGCAGGAGCUGCAGGCUAAAAUCCUCAGUCUGUUCAACAGUGGCAGCGGGCAGUUAGCAGGCACUACUGGCCUCUCCUCUGCACCCUCACAGUCACACUCAUAUGGAUCUCUUGGCCAGUCUCCUUCCCAAAACCCAUCCCGCCUACCAAUGCCAGGUCCUCCUGCACCUGCAUCUCAGGGGUACGCAAACCCUCCAGGCCGAAUGCCAGUUGCCACCAGUGUUCAGAGACCCCCUGCUUCUGCUUCAGGCAUCAAUUUUGACAACCCGAGUGUCCAGAAAGCUCUUGACACACUCAUUCAGAGUGGACCCUCUCUCAACCAUCUGGUGAGUAGUGGGGCCUCUCAGCAGCAAGCCCCAAGACCAUCACCCAGCAUGGGUCAGGCCCCACCUGUGUCUAUGUACCCCCGACACUACUGAAAAGCUGUAGAACCCUGAAUUAUUAUUUUUUUUCCCUCCGAUGCCACACUCUUUCCUGUGCAGUGACUUUUCUUGCUUAGUAUCAGUAGACUGUAGGGAUGUUUUUGUAAAACCUUUUAAUCUCUUUUCCUCCAUUGUGUUCAUAAAAUGUGAAGACUUUUUUGCAGCUGUUGGCCAGAAAAUAAUUAUUCAGUCUUGUUAUGAGUUAACGUUAUGAAGUAAAUUUUGCUCACUGACGGAAUUCUCAGUUCUUUUCCAACUAUUGUCUUAUAGUUUUACAGUCUUUUAAUUUGUAACAUUGUUUUUUUCAUGAACAAAACAAGACAUAAUUAAAAACUCGGACACAAUUCCUGUAAUAAAA
Molecule: messenger RNA, 2534 nt
Organism: Oreochromis aureus
Lineage: Eukaryota; Metazoa; Chordata; Actinopteri; Cichliformes; Cichlidae
Gene: ncoa5
Product: nuclear receptor coactivator 5
Exons: 12
Coding region: 296-2173 (625 amino acids)
Biological process (GO): regulation of signal transduction
Cellular component (GO): nucleoplasm
Molecular function (GO): RNA binding
Source: RefSeq, a predicted model, not a curated record